Branchiostoma belcheri (Belcher's lancelet) is the source of this 11308-nucleotide messenger RNA. Its product is annotated as muscle M-line assembly protein unc-89-like. NCBI's taxonomy places the organism in Eukaryota, Metazoa, Chordata, Leptocardii, Amphioxiformes, Branchiostomatidae. The record is from RefSeq and is a predicted model, not a curated record. The transcript is spliced from 41 exons. The coding region runs from base 104 to 10048 and encodes 3314 amino acids.
AAGUGCAUCUUCACCCUGACUGUCCAGGAGAAACCCUUCCCUCCGGAGUUUGUGAUCAAACCCAAGUCUACCACAGUGGAGGAGGGGCAGGAGGCAGUGUUUGAUGUGCAGGUGGACGGAGAACCGCAGACCUAAAGUGAUGUGGCUGAAGGAUGAAGAAGAGAUAGUCCACACCAGGAAGCAUCAGAUCAUCGAUGAUGGAGACCGUCACUCGCUGGUCAUCCCUACAGCCGCAGUCAGCGAUGCAGGGCAGUACACAUGUAAGGUCAUCAACUCUGAAGGAGAGGAGACCUGCGACUUCAACUUCAAUGUGAACAAGAAGCCGUGCCCACCUGAGUUCCUGACCAAACCUCGGUCUGGUAUCAUUGACGAGGGAACCAACCACAGCUUCGAGUGUGAGCUGGGAGGAGAGCCGCUGCCUGUUGUCACGUGGCACAAGGAGGGUAAACAGCUGUCCCAGGACGAGCGGAUCAGGAUCAGAACUGAGGAGAACAAGGCCUUCCUGAGUCUCCUCCCCACAGAGAUGGCCGACAGCGGAAAGUGGAGCAUCAUCGCCAAGAACGUCCGCGGGCAGAAGAAAUAUGAGUUCACCCUCUCCAUCAGGGAGGUCCCAGUUCCCCCAGAGUUUGUGAAGACUCCAGAGUCCCUGACUAUAGAUGAGGGAGAAGCUGCAGAGUUUGUGUGUGAGAUCACAGGGAAGCCUGCUCCUAUGGUAAACUGGUACAAAGACAACACCCAGGUGAAACAGGACGCCCGCCACACCGUCUCCACUGAGGGAACCGUCUACUCACUCGACAUCAAACCUGCUCUUAUUACAGACAAGGGAAACUACAAGGUUGUAGCCCGAGGUGCGAAUGAGCAGCAGACCAGUGAGUUUAAGCUGACGGUGAGGGAGAAGUUCUCACCUCCGACCUUCCCCAAGGCCCCGCAGGACAUCACAGCUGACGUCGGCAAACCCAUCAAGGUCACGGUCGAGAUCAAGGGAGAACCCAAACCAUCAGUGAAAUGGACCAAGAAGGACAAGAAGACCACCAAGGUUCUUGAGGGAGGAGACAGUUAUAGUAUCACGUCUUCAGGUAACAAGUACACACUCGAGAUCCCGUGUGCCGACUUCAAGGACUCUGCUGAGUACACCAUUGAGGCAAGCAACAUCCGAGGGUCUGUCUCCAAGUCAUUCAAGAUAGAUGUUGUGGAAGUGAAGGUUCCUCCAGAGUUCCUGAAGAAGCCCAAAGAACAGACAGUUAUGGAGGGAGACACAGUGGAGUUCAGCUGUGAGGUGGAUGGGGACCCUGAACCACAAGUGAUCUGGUCCAAGGACAGCCGGCCCAUCCAUGAGGGCGGCCAGUUCUCCAUCACUACUGUAGACUACAGCUCUACCCUGGAGAUCUCUAAUGUCAGCCUUGACAACAAGGGCACGUAUGUGUGCACCAUCCGUAACAAGCACGGAGAGCAGAAGUGCAGCGCUGGGCUGACCGUCGAGGAGAAGCCCUUCCCUCCGGAGUUCCUCGAGCCGCCAGCCUCCCAGACUGUGGAGGAGGGCAAGAGUGCCAAGUUCUCCUGUGAGGUGGAUGGAGAGCCUGCUCCUAAAGUUUCUUGGGCUAAGGAUGGCCGAACGCUCCAGCAAGGUAAGCGGUACAGGAUCUCGAGCGACGAGUUCUCAUCCACGCUGGAAAUCCCAACAGUUCUGGUCACCGAUGGCGGCUCCUACGCCUGUGUGCUGGAGAAUGCUGAGGGCAGAGUCACAGAGGAGUUCACUCUCACCGUACAGGAGGGAGAGCACAAGGAGAUCACACAGGACCAGCUGCAAUCUCUGCUGAGUUCCAUUGACAGUGGUUCCACAGAAGAUACUGACAUGUUUUACAGCAUCGAUGAGGCCUCUCCUCCUGAGUUCAAGUCUGAGCUGAAAGACAUAGUUUGCAAAGAGGAUGAGGAGGUAGUGUUCUCCUGUACAGUGAUGGGAGCUCCGGACCCUCAGAUCUCCUGGUACAAGGACGGCAAAAACAUCAAACCUUCCAAGUACUUCAAGAUGUCUUACGACGGGGAAACGGCUGAACUUACGUUAGACGGAGCUUUUCCUGAAGACUCGGGAGUCUAUACCUGUACAGCAAGGAACCCAGCUGGGGACGUGUCUAAAUCUGCAAAACUCACUGUUAAAGAACUUGGUUCCCCCCUGAAGAGAGGAGUUUCUGAGGAAGAGGAUGUGUCUGCCGGACCAAGCCCCCCUAAGUUCAGCCGUCCCCUGCAGGAUGAGGUGUGUGAGAGGAACAGCAUUGCACAGCUGACAUGUAAGGUGUCAGGCAACCCCAAACCUAGGGUGACUUGGAUGAAGGGAGACACAGUGCUCACAGAAGGCGACCGUUACGAGAUUUUCGAGGAGAAGGGCAGUUUCAAUAUGGAGAUCUACGACACGUUGCCUAGCGACAGCGGAACCUACACCUGUGUGGCCUCCAACGCUCACGGAACGGUCAGGUGCAGCGCUGAACUGCUCAUAGCUGAUGGCGAUGAGCUUGAGGCUGCAGAGGAAGAUCGUGAGGGAAUGUUCGCGAGAAAACCUCUCCCACCAGACGAAGCGGAGGAAGAGGAGCUCAGCUCAGAGAGCACAGCCGCCACCGUCACCGAGUCCCACGCCUUCUCGGAAGACCAGGAGGUGAGGACCACACGUGUGCCUUCCAUCGUCUCACCUGUCCAUCGUGUGCCUCCAUCUGUCGCAGGUGAUGAUGCUUCACCUGUGUUACACGGGACAGGUGUUGCUGAGAAGGGUGUGCCUGAUGAAGCACUGCAUGCUGGAGUGGCCAAGCCCACAAAACCGGCCGCUAAGCCGAAAUCGGCCCGAGCACAGAAGGGGCCUUCGCAUGCCAGGGUGGUAGUUUUAGACGAGUCGUCAGGCAGGCUCGACCUCGAUGACAACGAGCCUGAGGAUUCAGAACUGCAUGCUGGGAAGGUUUUGUUCACCGCAGAACGAGGUAAACCCUCUUCUUCACGAAUCAGACCCGACGAACUUGUCACCCGUCAUGACGACGACGACCAAUCAUUCGUUCAUUCCCAGCCAAAACAGCUACUAACCCCAUCCUUGACAACCUCCACCUCGCCAUGUCAAGACACACAUAUGCAUGCCUCUCUCUCCCAAGGUGGACAACUAGAGAGGCCAGGACUGCACAGAGUAGACCAGGAGGGCACUAGCGACGAUUUCCACACAGAUGAAGACGCAGACAUCUCCGUAGAUGAUACAGGCAGAGUUGUAGGUUCCACUGCAGGCAGUGGCAAUCUCGACACAGACGUAGAUACAAGGAAUGCAGCAGAGUCUAAAAAACCAGACAGUGGCUUAAGACGAAGCACGUCUAAAGACUUGGAUGUAGACAUUGACACUGAGCAUGAAGUUUACACCAGACCCUCAGCAGGACUCAAAGUGAUGCAGAAAUCUUCCGUACAGGAACACACAAAGAAAGCAGACAUUGACAAUGAACUUGAGUAUCCAAAACCAAGAAAAACUGUAGAAGAUGUUGACAGACCUCCAAAGCCAGAGAAAGACGAUGACAAAAUGAGAAAACAGCCUACAGAUGGUUUAGAGAUAGAAUUGGACUCAGAAAAAGAAGUGUACCCCAGAACGUCAUCAGAUCACAAGCCUGGAACAAUCUCAGGCCUCCGAAUGACAACAAAACUAGAGGAGGAGGAGUAUCCACAAAUGGUGCACACAAACGACCUGGAAAUACACAUGUCUGCUCAACGGGAGACCUACCCCAAACCUGCCAAGGCAACCAUCAUCACAGACAGAACAACGCUUGAAAAACUGACAAAGAGUGAAGAUCGUAAGUCUGAAAAUGGUUUGGAUGUCAGACCAUCCAAAGCACUGAAGGACAAAGAGUCAGCCAAUUCAGCAGAUGACUUAGAAAUACAGCUUGACUCGGAAAGGGAGGUUUACCCCACUAGGGUAACACCGAGAACAACAUAUGAGGAAUCAACAAUGAGUGCAGAUCGUGAGUCUGAAAAUGGUUUAGAUCACAGACCAUCAAAAGAGCUAGAAGAGGAGUCACCCAAGUCACCAAAGCUUACAGACAAUGUGGAAGUACAGCUGGACUCACAAAGAGAGGUGUAUCCCACCAGAAUAACACCGAGAACAUCAUAUGAAGAAUCGACAAAGAGUUCAGAGGAGGAACCAGAAAGAACCAAGUCAUCCAAGCCAGAAGAUGAUCUGGAAAUACAGUUGGAUUCACAAAGGGAGGUUUAUCCAACAAGAAUAUCACAGAGAGCAACUUACGAAGAAUCAACAAAGAGUGCAGACAAAGAGCCAGAAAGAGGUUUGGGUUUCAAAACAUCAACAAAACUUGAGAAAGAAGAAUAUCCACAGAAGUUGCCAAAGCCAAAAGAUGACCUGGAAAUAGAGUUGGACUCACAAAAGGAGGUGUGUCCCACUAGGGUAACACAAAAAACAACAUAUGAGGAAUCAACAAAGAGUUCAGAUGAGGAACCAGAAAGAAGAGGUUUGGGUCUCAGAACAUCAACAAAACUUGAGGAAGAAGAAUAUCCACAGCAGUUGGCGAAACCAACAGAUGAUCUGGAAAUUCAGUUGGAUUCACAAAGGGAGGUCUAUCCCACAAGAAUAUCACAGAGAGCAACUUAUGAAGAAUCAACAAAAAGUGCAGAGGAAGAGCCAGAAAGAGGUUUGGGUCUUAAAGUGUCAACAAAACUUGAAGAAGAAGAGUAUCCACAAAAGCUGCCCAGGCCAACAGACAACUUGGAAAUAGAGUUGGAUUCACAAAAGGAGGUUUAUCCAACAAGAAUAUCACAGAGAUCAACUUAUGAAGAAUUAACAAAAAGCGCAGAGGAAGAACCAGAAAGAGGUUUGGGUCUCAAAGUGUCAACAAAACUGAAGGAAGAAGAGUAUCCCCAAAAGACAUCCAAGCCAACAGAUGUUACUGCACAAAUUGAAACAUCUCAUGAAGAUUCUCCCACUUCCACAGAUGGUAUGAAGAUCUCACAGAAAACAUCCUAUGAAGAAUCUACACCAAGGGUAGCUUCAGAUGCACACAAGCCUGGCUAUGAUCUAGAAAUCCAAAGGAAAUCAGAGAAAGAGGAUACAGAGAUCAAGCCAUUCACAAAACCUGGAAUAACACAGAAGACUGACUAUACUGAAUCAUCAAGAGGCACUCACGACCGUGAGCAGCAGAAGAAAGAGUCUGCACAACAGGAGCAAGAUGUCACAAUGAGAGAGAGAAUCCUACAGGUUGAACCAUCUAAAGAGACACAGAUAGAACCCACCAUUCAAACAGCCGCAAGUCCAAAACCAAAAGAACAGGCAGAGGGCAUGUCAGCAUUAACCAAGGAGUCUACAGCAGACUUGGAAGCAGAGGACAAAUUUGAAGAUGCUGAGGAAUCGCAAGUUCCAUCAACUCAGACUCUCUCCGGAGAGAGAUCCAUUCCUUUAGGUAGAGAAAGCAUGACUGAUGCUGCAACAUUUAAAGCAAUAACACCUGAUGCUGACAAAAGCAGCAGCACAGUCAGUACUCCUUCAGUACUGGGUGAAGCUGAGUUGCAUGACGAAGACAUGAGUCCGUACGUGUCUGCUGAUGAAGAGCAGACUGCAUCUGACCAGCAUAUUCCCACCACGCCAUCUGAUCAUGUAACACCAUCCACAGAAUCAGUCCCAUCAUCUCAUCAGAAACCAUCUGCCAUCACACCACUGACAUCAAAGUCUGAGGAUAAGGAUAUUUCAGUGACAUUUAAGGGUAAACAGGAGCCUCUUCCAGGGGAGGGGCAGAGACAAACUGACACUGAUGUUAGCUUUGAGCAGCAAAGAGAGCCAUCCUUCCAGAUUCGGGGUAAAGGUAGGACUGAAACACAAGAGCAAAGAGAGGACAGGGCAGCUGUUGGUAGCCUGGAAGGACAAGAAAUUUCUUUCAAGCUAAAAGGUGACGGUAAACAGCUGGAGGUGGUGGGCCUUCCACAGCUAGAAUCGGGACAACCUGGAACCAUCACGUUGUCAUCACCUGAGGAAGUAAGUACAUCUUUCUCGGAGCAACAAACUGAAAGAGAACAAAGGUUACAACCAGGCAGAGCUACAGAAGCAGAUUCAAGAAGAGAAAGAUCUCACACCAGCAGCAGUGAAGCUUCAGAAGAUCUGGAAAGUUCCACCGAGGUUGAGGCUCUCUUCAAAGUACCGAUGCAGCGGAGGACAAGCGGUGAGCUCAUUUUCGACAGCAGAGAACGCCUGAUGCAAAAGGCAGAAACCGUUCUGUCAUCCCUCGCGGAAAAGGGACUUCAACACGUUGCAAAAAUACAGAGCAAAAGAAGGGCUGACGACGCAGAUGGGCAAAAACUGCUGGAUGAUGAGGUGGCCAGGGCAAUGCAGGAGGACUCCAAGCCUGCUGAGGUCAACGUAGCCGUGGGACAACGGGUCGAGCUCAAGGCAGAGAUUCCAGGAAACCCCAGAAUACGAUGGCUGCACAACGGUAUGGAGGUCACAGACACCAAGUUCUCCAAGUACCUGACAACAGGAGACAUCCACAUCCUGGCUCUGUCUAAGGUCGGACCAGAACAUGCAGGUGUGUUUACCUGUGAGGCGACUACUUCAGACGGCAUCGUGACCUGUGACAUCAUCAUCAAGGUCGAGGAGCCCAAGGAGCCGGCCGAGACGCCCAAGACGCAGGUCAAGGAAGGUCACAGGGUGGAACUCAAGGCUGAGAUUCCAGAUAGCAGAAGAAUAGAGUGGCUCCUAGAUGGCCGGCUUAUCCAGGAGACAGAAGACCGUCGGUACAGCUCCUUUGGCAACAUGCACAGCCUGACCAUCAUCAGCGUGAAACCAGAGGAUGCUGGGACGUACACCUGUGUUGCCAUGACGCCCAGGGGAGAGGUCACCUGUAACAUCAAACUGGAGGUCGAGAAGGGUCAGGAGGUCAUCAAGAUGGUUGAGCUGGACCAAUCACUACAGAGCCAGGAACUGAAGCUACCAGAAGAGCCCUGCACACAGCCUACAACACUGGACGUACUGGAGGGGCAGGAGGUCACACUCAGGGCAGAGGUGCCAGACGAUGCUGAUGUCAGGUGGCUGUUUAACGACCAGGAGAUCACCAACACCGAGUCCAUCCUGGUGUCCGACACAAAACACACCUCCACUCUCACCAUCCGUAAGGUCCUACGGGAGUUUGAAGGGACGUAUACCUGCAUCGCUACUACUCCUCAUGGCACCGGCCGCUGCCAGAUCAUCCUGCAUAUCAUUCCCUCCUCACCACCGCAUGCUACAAGUUCUACGAGGAAGCAGGUUGUCCGCACACAGGAGCUGACGUUCAGAGUGCCCAUGUUACUUAUGGAGAGGUCCACUGCACCGGGUACUAUAGACAUACAGGAGGGGCAGGAGCUCAACAUACGGGCUGAGAUUCCAGGAAAACCUGACAUCACUUGGCUGUUCAAUGGUAAAGAACUGAAGCCCUCUGAUGAUGUACAGUUUGGAGUAGACAAGGAUGUGUACAUGCUGACAGUCACAAAAGUCACCCGCCACUGGUCUGGCACCUUCACCUGCAUUGCAAAGACUCCCAGUGGGAAAACCGUGUGUGACAUCGUGGUCAAUGUGAAGGAAGCUCCGGACCAGCAUCUAGAGAUGGAGAAGACUCUGGAAACAGAAGGGGCAGAGGUCCAGAUGCAGCAGUGGCGGCUGAGGUCUCCUGUGCAGACCACCCAGCCCUCUCCUGCUGUGGCACAGUUUGAAGUCAGGGAGGGACAAGAAGUCACUCUCAGGGCUGAGAUACCAGAUCCUUGGAGCCCACAUGGAGGCCAGGCAGACAUCGUGUGGAUGUUUGAGGGGAAAGAGCUGACUGAGUCUGAGAACAUCAGCUUCUCUUCUGACGGCGACGUCCACAUCCUAAAGAUCAACAGCGUUACCAGCGAUUUCUCAGGAAAGUUCACCUGUGUAGCAAAGACCGACCACGGUGCUGCCACCUGUGACAUCCUGCUGACAGUCGGCCCCCCCACCCUGACUCAGAAAACAACCGAGCUGUUACAGAUCCAGAAACCCGCCGCACAGACUCCGCCGCAGUUCUUCGAGGUAAAGGAAGGACAGGAAGUCAACCUAAGAGCUGAGGUACCAGGGAGCAAGUCAGUGAAGUGGUUCUUCAACGGAAAACCGCUGUCGAAAUCCGACCAGGUGACCUUCUUCUCCGAAUACGACAUCCACACCUUAAGAAUCACCAAGGUAACCAAGGAGUGGGCGGGGACGUUCACCUGCAGCGCCGAAACAGAGACGGGAGAAACCAAGUGUGACAUCGUGCUGAGCAUCAAGGACAGUGACCUGGCCAUGAGGACAGAGUCCAGGAUUGCCAAGGAGAUGCAGGUUACCAGCCAGGUUGUGAGAAAAGACACAGGAGCUUCCACAGAGGUCACAGUCAAGGAAGGACAGGAGGUCACUUUACAGGCUGGCAUCCCUGGUAACUACACCAUCAAGUGGCUCCAUGGAGGCAAGCUUCUCCCUGACUCUGCUGUAUUCAACCAGACCACCAAGGGUGACCUCCACAUCCUCACUAUCCACAAGAUAAAGAAGGAACAUGCAGGGACUUACACAUGUCAGGCCAACAGUGGGACAACCACGGUCAAGUGUGACAUCAUUGUACAUGUCACUGAACAGGAGAGACUGGUACCCCCAGACUUCAAGUUGAAGCCGCGAUCCCAGAGAGUGGAGAAAGGAGGGACUGUCAGCCUGAUCAGUGAAGUCUCAGGGGAGCCUAAACCGGCUGUUUCCUGGCUUAAGGAUGGAAUAGAGGUGCUGGAGACUUCUCGUAUCACAUCCAAGCACGUGGGGAAGAACUACAUCCUGGAGAUUCUGGAUGCCGGGGAGGAGGACAGUGGGUCUUAUACUUGUGUGGGCACCAACGCUGCUGGCCAGUACUCCUGCACAGCUACACUACAUGUCUACGGUAUGUAUGUGGACAGUACUCCUGCACAGCUACACUACAUGUCUACGGUAUGUAUGUGGACAGUACUCCUGCACAGCUACACUACAUGUCUACGGUAUGUAUGUGGACAGUACUCCUGCACAGCUACACUACAUGUCUACGGUAACUACACCAUCAAGUGGCUCCAUGGAGGCAAGCUUCUCCCUGACUCUGCUGUAUUUAACCAGACCACCAAGGGUGACCUCCACAUCCUCACUAUCCACAAGAUAAAGAAGGAACAUGCAGGGACUUACACAUGUCAGGCCAACAGUGGGACAACCACGGUCAAGUGUGACAUCAUUGUACAUGUCACUGAACAAGAGAGACUGGUACCCCCAGACUUCAAGUUGAAGCCGCGAUCCCAGAGAGUGGAGAAAGGAGGGACUGUGAGCCUGAUCAGUGAAGUCUCAGGGGAGCCUAAACCGGCUGUUUCCUGGCUUAAGGAUGGAAUAGAGGUGCUGGAGACUUCUCGUAUCACAUCCAAGCACGUGGGGAAGAACUACAUCCUGGAGAUUCUGGACGCUGGGGAGGAGGACAGUGGGUCUUAUACUUGUGUGGGCACCAACGCUGCUGGCCAGUACUCCUGGGACACAGUGUCUGUAUCACAUAACAAUCUAACCUGUUCAGAACCUAUUCCAGGUGACGACGUGAAGUGGCUGUAUAACGGAGAGGAGCUGCAGCCCAGCUCCCAGUACAAACAGACGACGCGCGGCACCACCCACACCCUCACCAUCCACAGGGUCAGUAAACAGCAGGAGGGAACAUACACCUGCGAGGCCAAGGGACCGGCCGGGGUGUCCAAGUGUGACCUGGUCAUCACUGUCCUGCCCAAGAAAAAAGAGAUGAUCCCACCAGAUUUCGUGUCCCAGCCCAAACCAGCGACGGUUGGUGCGGGGGAUUCGGUGGAGUUCUGUUGUCAGAUCACAGGAGAUCCUCAGCCUGAAGUGCACUGGUUAAAGAACGGACAGGAGAUCUUUGACGGCGGGCGAUUCCACAUCCGGACCGUUGGGGAGAGAUACACCCUCCGGUUGGACCGUGUCUCGGUCAACGACACGGGAAAAUUCAUCUGUGUCGCAACAAACCCCAGAGGAAAGUGUGCCUGUGCAGUCUCACUUCACGUAAACAGUUGAUUCUGACACCAUCAGACUUCUAUGAUGCUGCACCACUCAACAACCUUGAAGUUCACAAUUCUUCUGGACAAGGCGAACACUGCAUCAACUUAUGUUACAAAAGAUAAUGUGAUAAAAGAAAAUAACGCACACAAAAUAAUAAUGGCUUAUGGUUCAGAGGCUUCUUUUAUUCUUGGUGACAAAAAAACUUAGCUGCUGCAAACUGAAAUUAGUUGUAGAGUUUUCAAUUGUCAUGAAGAAACUACAUCAGAAUUCUGUAUCUACUUUUUUCUUAGGCUUGGCUUAUGUCUCAGACCUGGCUUCUUGAGGGACUUGGCUUCUUGUGAGACUCUGCUUACUGCGUUCUCUAUCAAAAAUUGACAGUGGCUUAAUUUGGAACAGUAUUUUUCACUAGACUAACUAUUCUGUUGUUGAAAUGUCUACAGGAUGGGCUUUAAUUUGGAAUUAGAUAAAUAGUUAUAAAAAGUACAACUCUGCGUCAUUGUAACCAGCAAAAUACAAAUGCUGAACGCUGCGCCCUUUGCUUUGCAAAACUGAUUGUGUGCUGCACUUAAGUGCUACUCUAACUAGUCAAAGUGUUAGAAAUUUGCUAUCCCUUCCUCUUUCUUUUUAUAAAGUUACGCUUUUGUUUAAAGCAGUUUGUAUCUUAUUGUAAACAAUGCAUAUGACUUUGAUUAAGUGCAAGUGAUUACAAAAAUGAAGUUCAAAUCAACAUAGGGCAAAGACUUGACAAGAAUUUGCAUGCCUCAAUGAUUUAGAUGAUGUGUGCAGAUAGUCGUUUUGUGCCCAACUUGAAUAAUUUUGAAAACUAGCUAAAUUAUUUACUCUGAAUUCAAGCUGCACGCAGUAACUUACUGUUUACUUUUGUCAUUGAAUACUGAAUGCAAUACAAGAAACAUAGCUAGUUUGAAAAGUAAUAUGCAAUAUUUAUCAACAUUUUAUCAUAACUUUGUACAUGAUUUUAAAUAGCAUAUAAUAUGUUACUGUAGAUAAUAGCUUUUUAUUUGGACUUUAUGUAUCUACUGAUGGCACCCUAUGGCAAACCUUGACUGACUGUCAAUUUAGCCAGUAACUUCAAAAAUGAUUGCCAUUUUUAAAGUGGUGCAACUGUCAGAUGUACAAGUUUGCAGUUAAGGUUGGAUUAGAAAAAACUUCACCAUGGCACUUGAUUGCCAUUGCUUGUUUAUUGUAAGGCCUGAAAACAAUGGAGUAAGAAAAAUGUAUUGUUCUUGCCACUGGCAAAUAAAAAAAAAAUCACUU